Mytilus californianus (California mussel) is the source of this 1413-nucleotide messenger RNA. Its product is annotated as low-density lipoprotein receptor-related protein 1-like. The transcript is spliced from 7 exons. The coding region runs from base 70 to 1413 and encodes 447 amino acids. NCBI's taxonomy places the organism in Eukaryota, Metazoa, Mollusca, Bivalvia, Mytilida, Mytilidae. The record is from RefSeq and is a predicted model, not a curated record.
CAAGUUGAAAGGUGUGGUUGUUUUUUCGAAAGCGUCAUCUAAUAUUUCGUUGUGGCCUGUUAUCACAAUAUGGAAUUCCUCGUUUUGCUUUUGUAUACAGCGAUGACUUUGUUAUGUUUGAUAAGUCCAGGUCUUCAGAACACGCUUUUCUUAUCUGGUGAUAAUUAUAUUAAAGCCAUCAACAUGGACACUGGAGAUGUAACAUAUUUAUUGACCGAUCUGCAAAGUAACAUCAAUUCUAUAGAUUAUGAUUACAAAAAUAUGUAUAUUUAUUUUCCACGAUUUGAUAAAAACGACAUAUUAAGGUUUCGGUAUCCAUCUGAAGAAUUGUAUGAAUUAGAAACUGUGACAGUUGCAGAUAACCCAAUAGGAUUGGCAAUUGACUCAGUAGGCAACCAUGUGUAUUGGACAGAACAAUCCAAAGGCAAUCUGUACAGAUGCAAUUUAGACGGGUCAAAGAAAACAUUGAUACUACAAGAUGACACACUAUUUGCUCUAACAAUAGAUUUGCAGGAAAAAUGGCUGUACUACAGUACAAUAGGAACCCAUAAAACGAUAAGUCGAUCAAGAAUGGACGGUUCUCAAAAACACAUAUUUAUGGACGUGAAGUCGGAAAAAGUAACUGGUAUAACUAUAGAUUAUGAUAGUGGUCGAGUUUACUGGAUGGAAAAUGUGGAAGGCGUAUUAAAAUCCUCAGAUUCCAAUGGUACUUAUAUGAUGAAGGUUUCUAGCACAAUAACACCCGGAGCAAGCAUAGGCAUAUUUGUAUAUCGCAGUGACAUAUACUGUUCAAAUGGUAUGCAGCUGCUUCAAGUAAAACUCUCCGGAGGAAUGCGAAGACCUUUUGUCUUAUACUCAGAUAAAGACACGAUACAUGGUGUACAUUACAUUAACAAAACAAGCCAAUAUCCUGUUGUAAAUAUCAAUUCAAACCAUUAUGUGGUGGAUUAUGGAAGUUCUUUGACAACUGACUGUUCAUUUCAAACAUCUGAAUGGAAUCCUGUUCGGGAAAUAUAUUGGCAGGUCAAUAACAGUGGAGUAGUAACACAGAUUGUUAAAGAAACCGAGGGAAUAUCUGGGAGUUCAAUCGAAUCACCCUCUCUUACAAUUUUCAAUGCGACAUCAUCUGAAUCGGGAACAUACAUCUGUUACGUGAGAAAUGAUAUUGGAACAGGACAUAGUAUACCAAUAUAUGUUACAAUAACGGGAGAUGUGCCAACUGUGUUUGUCGAAGAUAGAAAUUAUUCAAUAGGGUACGGCGACGAAAUUACAUUAUUCUGUAACAUAUCAUCUGACCCUCCUGCCAAAAAUGUUUAUUGGGAGAAAGUAGUCAAUGGGGAUAAACACAUACUGAAUAAUUGGACAGUUGGUACUCAAGGCGUUUCUGUAGAUACACCAUCGCUAGCUAUAUGA